GCUGGUACUCCUCCUACUACUGGCAAAUGUAGUUCUCUUCCUGGUCCAACACCACCUUCUGCUCCUCUAACACCAGGUCCUGCUAAUCCAAAAAGUGCUCAAGAUUCUGGUAAAGCUUCUUGUCUUGAUGAAGGGGAAAGUGACGAUAAUUGUCAUUCUGAGAGUGCUGAUACGUCUUGUUCUUCUACGCCUUCUGAUUCUACUGUUGGUCAUACUUGUCCUCAAACCGCCGUGCAAAAGCCGAAUCACGAUGAGCUCGGUGCUGCAGCUGCUCCUCCAGGUGAAAGAGGUGAACAGGGUCCUUCU
This is a messenger RNA of Trypanosoma theileri, 306 nucleotides long. RefSeq lists its product as uncharacterized. Lineage: Eukaryota; Euglenozoa; Kinetoplastea; Trypanosomatida; Trypanosomatidae. The record is from RefSeq and is a predicted model, not a curated record. The annotation marks the transcript as partial. The transcript has a single exon.